GCAGCCGAAACUCAAACAGUUGAUUUUAGCAUUCCGGUGAAAUAAGAUUGUUGGCUUGAGGAGCAAGGUUCAAUAUAUUCAAUAUUCAAAAUGAAAUUCACGAUAAUCGUAUUUGUUGCGCUUCUCUCAUUUGCAUCGGCCCAGUUUGGUCCGUUUGGUCAAAUUAUCAGGGGUAUCGAACGAUUUGAAGGUGGUCUGCAACAACAGCAGCAGCAGCAAAGCGGCUUUGGCGGUGGUCAGCAGCAGCAACAGCAGGAGGAUGGUGUCAUCUUUAGAGGUCCUUUCGGCGGCGGAGUGGAGUUCUUCCAGGAGCAACAGCAGCAGCAGCAAGGCGGUGGAGGUCAGCAGCAACAGCAGCAGGAGAACCUGUUUAACUUCUUCGGCUAAAGCUCCUUAAUAAGGAAAGUAGACAUAGACUGACCACCAUCUAUAGAACUCUGAAGCAAGACAUCACUUAAAGCCAUGAUCGUAGAGAUAAACACAGGAUAAAUAAAUAUGUUUAAAAGUACACAAUUAUAAACCAAGACAAAAUAAUGCCUUUUCAUAAAGUUUAAAUAUUUAA
Drosophila sechellia is the source of this 562-nucleotide messenger RNA. Its product is annotated as cyclin-dependent kinase 8. NCBI's taxonomy places the organism in Eukaryota, Metazoa, Arthropoda, Insecta, Diptera, Drosophilidae. The record is from RefSeq and is a predicted model, not a curated record. The transcript has 2 exons. Bases 91 to 387 code for a protein of 98 amino acids.